Molecule: messenger RNA, 1230 nt
Organism: Komagataella phaffii GS115
Lineage: Eukaryota; Fungi; Ascomycota; Pichiomycetes; Pichiales; Pichiaceae
Exons: 1
Coding region: 1-1230 (409 amino acids)
Source: RefSeq, a predicted model, not a curated record
AUGGGGUUCAAGUUUCAACGCCAAGGGAUAGCUGCCUCUGUAUUCUUAGUUCUAUAUGCCAUAUAUUUCGGAGUUGCGGCUAAUAUUAUUUGGCAGAAGAAAACAUUCAAUUCUUUUUACACCUGUCUCCUCGCAUUUGGCCUUAUCAGAUUGGGAUCUCAAGUUUGUGGUAUAGCCUUUGCAACAUUGGGGUAUGAGCAUUUGAACUGGUUGAUUGCUCAUUUAGUGCUGGGAGCUGCUGAGUAUUUUCUUCUGAUUCUGACCACUUUCUUGGUGGUCUCCUACGCACACAAAGAAACUCUUGGUUCUUCUUAUAUGACCAAGGCGUUAUUUUUGAUUCCGCUUGGUUUUUUCAAGUUAGAUGUGGACAGAUUGCUUUUGAUACAUAUUGGGGGAAUUCUAGCCAAUUUUCUGGUGAUUUCUGGAGCAUCUACACUGGCAGGCUUGACUCCAGAACAGUAUUUGUUUGAUACUAAUACUGUCAAUAUAAGCAAUGGACUCCGAAUCACAGGUCAGAUUAUUCUUUUGGCUUUCAAUAUUUUAGCAGGGCUUUAUGCUCUGCACUCAAUUAUUUAUCUUAAGAUUCGUUCAUAUUUUGUCUUUUCGGUGCUUCUUGCCACCCCAUUUCUUUUGGUUAGAGGUACCUAUGCAGUUGUCGCUUGUUUUGUUGAUAAAUUGGACUCUUUUUCAAUUGAAAAUUAUACAUUGAGUGGCAUGAAUCCUGAAUUUGUCAUUACUGAGUAUGUAUUGGCAACCACAAUGGAGUACAUCGCAGCAUCAAUAUUUCUGUCAACUUUUUACCUAAACAAGAGGCAGAAAAAUAAAAUUAUGCACGCAGUGCUGAACGAAGAGGAGCCUGAAGAGGAGUUUGAAGAGAAGUCGGAAGGAAACUCUGGAGAGAAGUCUGAAGAGAAGUCUGAAGAGAAAUCUGAAGAGAAAUCUGAAGAGAAAUCUGAAGAGAAAUCUGAAGAGAAAUCUGAAGAGAAAUCUGAAGAGAAAUCUGAAGAGAAAUCUGAAGAGAAAUCUGAAGAGAAAUCUGAAGAGAAAUCUGAUGUGAAGUCUGGAGAAAAGUCUGGAGAGAAGUCUGGAGAGAAGUCUGGAGAGAAGUCUGGAGACGAAUUAGACGAGAAGUCUGAAGAGAAAUUUGAAGACGAGUUAGAAGGGGAGUCAGAAGAGAAUCUUGAAGAAAGUAAUAAUAAUCAUAAAGAGAGCCUUGAAGGGGGGCACUGA